Triplophysa dalaica is the source of this 2151-nucleotide messenger RNA. RefSeq names its product galactosylceramidase a (gene galca). The record is from RefSeq and is a predicted model, not a curated record. Lineage: Eukaryota; Metazoa; Chordata; Actinopteri; Cypriniformes; Nemacheilidae. Gene Ontology annotation, cellular component: lysosome. The transcript is spliced from 17 exons. Gene Ontology annotation, biological process: galactosylceramide catabolic process. Bases 46 to 2031 code for a protein of 661 amino acids. Gene Ontology annotation, molecular function: galactosylceramidase activity.
UGAGAGCCUAGCAGCUUUUCCUCAUUGAGACAAGCGCACUCGAUCAUGUAUACACACUCUGUACUUUUCAUAAUCUCAUUCAGUCUCAGGUGUUUUGCUGAAUUUUAUGUUAUAGAUGAUCGGAUUGGAUUAGGAAGAGAGUUUGAUGGGAUAGGAGGAUUAAGCGGUGGAGGGGCCACGUCGAGGCUCCUUAUAAAUUAUGAAGAACCAUUUCGAGGCCAAAUCCUGGAUUUCUUGUUUAAGCCUAACUUUGGGGCUUCGCUGCAUAUCCUAAAGGUGGAAAUAGGAGGCGAUGCCCAAACUACAGACGGGACGGAGCCCUCUCACAUGCACACUAAAGAUGAUUUAAACUUUUUCCGUGGAUAUGAGUGGUGGCUUAUGAAAGAAGCCAAGAAAAGAAACCCAGACAUCAAGCUGAUCGGUCUUCCCUGGGCAUUUCCAGGAUGGAUCGGUCAGGGCACGCAAUGGCCAUACUUUUUUCCUAACGUUACUGCUAACUAUGUUGUUUCCUGGAUUGUUGGUGCAAAGGAGCAUCAUAACCUGGACAUUGACUAUGUUGGGAUAUGGAAUGAAAAAAGUUUUGAUGCACAGUACAUAAGGGUGCUGCGGGACACUUUGGACCAACAUAAUUUAACAAAUGUCGGGAUCAUCGCUGCAGAUGGGGACUGGCAAAUUGCUACAGUCAUGGCUAAAGAUCCAUAUCUGAACGAUGCUGUUGAGGUGAUAGGGGUCCACUAUCCUGGCACCAACACCGUGAAGGAAGCUCUGUGGACUCAGAAAAAGCUUUGGUCCUCUGAAGAUUACAGCACGUUUAACAAUGACAUUGGCGCUGGAUGCUGGGCUCGCAUUCUAAACCAGAACUAUGUGAACGGCAGAAUGACUUCGACAAUUUCAUGGAAUCUGAUCGCAAGUUACUACGAGAAUCUGUCUUUUGGUGGAGAUGGGUUGAUGACAGCAGAGGAGCCCUGGAGUGGACAUUAUGUAGUGGAUUCUCCAAUAUGGAUAACUGCACACACAACGCAAUUUGCACAACCAGGCUGGUUUUAUCUGCAGACCGUGGGCAAUUUCACCCAUGGAGGAAGUUACGUGGCAUUAACAGACCUCAAAGGGAAUCUGACUAUUGUAAUUCAAACCAUGACACACAAUCACUCGGAGUGCAUCCGACCACCUCUACCGCAGUUUGAUGCAUCCCCCCAAACAGUCACUUUUCAGCUCAAAGCUUCUUUUGCACAUCUUACUGAACUUCAAGUGUGGUACUCAAAACUGGAUUUUGCGACCAAAAACGAUACCCUUUUAAAUAAAAGAAGACCUAUUAAGGUCUAUGACGGUUCCUUUACAUUAAAAUUAGACGUGGAUGAAGUUUACACAAUCACAUCCAUCACUACUGGACAGAAAGGUUUCUACGCUGAGCCCCCCAAACCAUCCUUGUUUCCAAAGAAUUAUUCGGAUGAUUUCACUGUUGAUAACCCUCCAUUCUCUGAGGCUCCAUAUUUUGCUGAUCAAACCGGCGUGUUCGAGUACUUCAGAAAUGUCACAGACGUCGGCCCACAUGGGUUCACCUUACGGCAGGUGAUCACGGAGCGGCCGAUUUGCUGGGCUACAGAUGCCGACCAGACAAUCAGCAUCAUCGGGGACUACGCCUGGACAGACCUCAAUGUGUCCUCUGAUGUGCUAAUUGAAACUCCCAACACUGGAGGCGUGUUCCUGGCAGCCAGGGUUGAUCAAGGAGGAGAAUCCAUCAGACGAGCAAAGGGUGUCUUUUAUUGGCUUUAUGCAAAUGGAACCUAUAAGGUCUCAAAUGACAUAGGUGGACAAAGAGUUCUUGCUGAAGGGCUUUCAGGAACAAGGGCAGGUGUAUGGUACUCGAUGACUCUUCAUGUCAAGGGAUAUUUUGCCUAUGGGAUGCUGAAUGGCUACCCACUUUGGAAGAACGCUGUCGUCCUCGAGCCCAAGAGAGGUUGGGCGGCACUAGGAACUCUGUCCUUUGAAUAUGCGCAGUUUGAUAAUUUUCAAGUGCUUGUCGAUUCCUGAUCACUUUGAGUCUUCACACCCAUGUUUACAUGAUCAUUGCACACUUUCUGCAUUAUGGGAAAAUUCACCUACUGUAUUUUGUUAUUUAAUUGGAGAUUAACACACUUUGAAGAAAAUAUA